Molecule: messenger RNA, 2035 nt
Organism: Maniola jurtina (meadow brown)
Lineage: Eukaryota; Metazoa; Arthropoda; Insecta; Lepidoptera; Nymphalidae
Gene: Lsd-1
Product: lipid storage droplets surface-binding protein 1
Exons: 9
Coding region: 147-1292 (381 amino acids)
Biological process (GO): positive regulation of triglyceride storage; lipid storage
Cellular component (GO): lipid droplet; cytosol
Source: RefSeq, a predicted model, not a curated record
UGCAGAGCUUGUGGUCGGCUCAGUCGGAAGCCGGCGCGGCGUAUCAGUUGACCGUUAGACAGGGGUAUUAGAGCAGGCUUGCACUCUCCACUCACCACCAACCAACAACGUGCCUACAUACCUACCACCUCUGCGACAAUACCACAAUGACAAAAGUCCAGAAGCCAGGUCUGCCGCGGCUGGAGGCGUUGGAGCGGGUCGCCAACAUACCAAUAGUGGAGUCUGGCAUUGAAGUCACUGAGAAGAUUUACACUAAAAUUAGGGAAUCAAACCCGAUCAUACGAUGGUACUUAUCCCUGGGAGAGAGAUCGCUCGCCACGGGAGUGCAGCUGGCUCUGCCCGCGGUGCAGAUGCUGGAGACGCCCAUCCACCAGCUCGACAAGUUCCUGUGCAUGUCGCUAGAUGUCGUCGAGAGAAGGGUGCCUUCGAUUCACUUGCCACCGCAAGAUUCUGCCCAUCGUCAGAUGUACUCGGAGACGCGUCAGUUCGUACUGCGCCGCGCGGACUCCGUCAAGCAACUGGGGACUGCGGUGCUGGACUCCAGGGUCACCGCGGUGACCGCCAGCGCGCUGGACAGGGCGCUGUCCACGGCUGACAAGUACGUCGACAAGUACCUGCCGCCUGAUUACCAAGAUGCUGCGGACGUGGUGAUCAUAGUGACGGGCGCGGACGUGGUGGACAGCAAGGACGAGUCGGGGCGCGCGCGCGCGGCGCAGGCGGUGGAGCACGGCGUGCGCCUGCGCAAGAAGCUGCAGCGGCGGCUGACGCGCCAGGCGCUGGCCGAAGCCAAGGCCAUCAAGGAGCAGAUACACGUGCUGGUCUAUGUUGCGGAGUUGGUGGCAACAGACCCAGUCCUCGCGUGGGCUAAAGCAAAGGAGCUGUACGCGUCCCUGAGCCGGCCCGAGCCGGAGAACCAAGCGCGCCCGGCAACUCUGGAGGAACUGCUGGUGCUGCUGUCCAGAGAGAGCGCCAGGAAGAUCGUACACCUGAUUAACUACACACAUACGGACCUGCCUAACAAUAUCCGCCAAGGGUUAUCCAUGGUAACGAGACACCUGUCCACAGCUGCGGAUGCUCUACUCAAGACUUUGCCCGUGGAGACCGCGAUCACGGAAGUGCGUGGGCUGCGCAAAAGGCUUCAGGAAUUGCUGAAACAGCUGCAAGACACCUCCAAGACCUAUAUGGAGCACCUCGCUAUGCUGGUGGCCGGCAAUGAAGAGAGAGAGAAGAUAGCGCCGCGCUCUGUGUACGAGCAGAGGGACGACCUGGCGACCUUCAAUGGCGUCAACUAGACCAUAGAUUGUAGAAUGUAGAUACGUCGAACCAUCGUCCAACUUUUGUAGAAUCUGUCUAAUGAAAGCUUAGUGAAAAAUGGCGGCAAAUAUUAAGAAAAUUGGGUUGUGCACCUCCAUACUCUUAUUACCUAACUUUAAGUAAACGUAUUUGAUGUAUAUAUAUUUUUUUUAUAUUUUGAUUGUAAUUAUCUACUCUGGUUGCUUACCAUAAUUUUUAUUCAUUAACCCUAUCACGUACCUAACUAUGUAUUUUUGCUAUGGAGGAUAACAAUUUACUUAGUAUCAAAACAAAGUUAUGAAAGGCGAGGUUAUAAAAAUAAGUUUGUAUAUGCCGCAUUGUUGCCAGUUUUCUGAAAACAUUAAAUAAUCACUCGCAGCUUUCAUUAGAUAAACUCCUAUCCUAUCUAUUCGUCAAUUUUUACCUAAUUAAUUACAUUAAUAAUUUUAGUUAUUACAAAUUACAAUUAAUUAUAUUACCUAAUCAUGAUUCAUUUGUCAAUUUAACGGUAGUUAGGUAUUUGCGUUAACUAAAACUAAUAUAUCUUACAUUUUAAACUAAGCUAGACCGGCUAAAUCUAACUAGUUACCUAAUCAUAUUUUAUACCUAUAAGUUUUUUUUAAAGUACUACCAAUCUAGCUAAUAAGUCGACCUUUAUUUUUUAGGAAAUUUGUAUAGGCACGAUUUAUAUUAAUAUGUUGUUUUUUUUUUACUGAAUGAAUAUACGCAGAAUUAAUUAAUA